CUCAGGGCCGGCUCUCUCCCUUACAGAGUGAUAGGGGCACAGGCAGUAUCUGGGCCAGCCCAGUGCAGUCCUGAGUGUGAUCCCACGGUGGAAGGAAGCCGGCCCUGGAAGUUGAGGAGGGCUGUGAUCUUACUGUAGGAAGGGGCUGUCUGUCCAGUUGCUUUGUUUCAGUGGUAAGCCUUGGAUCUCAAGGGUCUGUGGUGGUCUGAAGCGGGCUUUUUGGGUCUGGCUGGCUAUGAGGGGUCUGCAUUUGUCCCCACAAUUCUGAACCCAUGAGGAAUGGGAGGUGGCCCAGGACUUUGCCACUGUCUAGGAUGGAGGUGGGCUCUCAGCUGGCUAAGUACAGGUUUCUCAGAUAGUGAGUGUAACCUGCACAGAGAGGCAUCUUACACUUGCCCAUCUAGCAACUUGUCCUCUUAAAAGUAAAUUUUAAAAAGGCUCCAGCCAGGUGUGGUGGUGCGCACGUUUGAUCCCAGCACUCAGGAGGCAGAGCCAGGCGGAUCUCUGUGAGCUCACGGCCAGCCUGGUCUACAACAGGGUUGUAGACAGAGAAAACCUGUCUCGGGGGAAAAAAGAAAGAGAAAGAAAAAGAUGUCUGCAACUGGGGGAGGGGCAUGUGUGUUCGGGUCAGAGGACAAGUUUGUUAAAGCACCAGUAUGUUCUUCCCCCCGCACCGGUAUGCAGGUUGCAGGGUGAAGCUGUAGGUUAUCAGGUUUGUAUUACAAGUGCUGUGUUCAUUGAGCCAUCUUGACGAUUCCAUAAACAGUAAUUCUGCUUCUUUCUUUUCUUUCUUUCUUUCUUUCUUUCUUUCUUUCUUUCUUUCUUUCUUUCUUUCUUUCUUUCUUUCUUCUUUCUCUCUCGCUCCUUCCUUCCUUCCUUCCUUCCUUCCUUCCUUCCUUCCUUCCUUCCUUCCUUCCUUCCUUCCUUCCUUCCUUUUUUGAGGUAGGGUCUCACUAUGUGGCUUUGGCUGUCCUGGAACAGCCAAAAGCUGACCUUGAACUCACAGAGAUCCAUUUACCUCUGCCGCCGAAGUCCUGACCAUUCCUUUUUGGACCAAAAUAAUAAAGUAAAGGUAUAUAUUUCCCAAGUGCUGGGAUUAAAGGUAUAUGUCAACAUGCAAGGCCAUUAAUUUUUUAAAAUUACCUUUGUUUAUCAUGUGUGUAUGUGUGAGCGCACAUGUGCUAUGGGAUGCAUAGUAUAUGACAACUUGAGAGAAUCACUUCUCUCCUGCUGUGAGGGUUCCAGGGGUUUCACUAAGGCCAUCGGGUUUGGCAACAGACUCCUUUAGCUGCUGAACCAGCUCACUGGCCCAAUUUUGUUUCUUAAGAGAUGUGCUGUUCGCUAACCUGGGAGUUUGGAAAGCCCAGACCAAGAACUAUGCUGGUGGCAGUGUCUCUGAGGCGCAGAGGGCCCUGGUGUCUCUGAGGCGCAGAGGGCCCUGGUGUCUCUGAGGCGCAGAGGGCCCUGGUGUCUCUGAGGCGCAGAGGGCCCUGGUGUCUCUGAGGCGCAGAGGGCCCUGGUUCCUCUGUCUUCUGCGGCAGCAUCUGUACUUCAGCAGUGGAAGGUCUGGCUGAAGAAGCAAGGUUUGGCCCAGGCAGAGCACAGUGCCAGGACAAGCUCUUGGUUCAUCCUCGCUUGUGAUCGGGUGAGACACCAGCACUGUCCUGUGUCCCCGAGUCUUCAUGGAAUCUAGUUUCUUUUGCUCGCAGCAGACUCAGACAUAUUUAGUUUUUGGUGCUGGGGACGGAACCCAGAGCCUCACACAUGACAAGCACGUGCUGUGCUGAGCUCAUUCCAGCCCCUCAGUCUUGCUUUCAUGUGGGUAAGAUCCCACAUCCUAAGCUCUUUAUCCAAGCAUAAUUUCAUAUUCUGUUAAAUCACUUGGCUUUGUUCUAACGGCUUCCUGCUUGCUAUAGGCACAAUUAUAAGGAAACAGAACUUCCUGAUAGCAAGUGCGCCCGUGUUCUAAAAUAAGAGCAGAUUCGCUGUAAACACAGCAAAAGUCCUGAGUCUUCAAUUAAGGGGCUAAAUCCAACCCCACAAAUGCUUUUGUGAGAACUGAUUGCCCCGGCUUGUGCGUCACCUCAUGAGUGUGGAGAGGCAUGCAAGUUUCCAAUGGACGUGUGUGGACCCCAAAGCAGCUAGCACUGGAGCUUAAAAUACCAAAGAAGAGACCCUCAGCCACAGACCGCAGACUUCAGGACUGCCGGAGAGGAUGGGUGGCCCCAGUGCCAGAGGCAAGUGGCCGUCAGCCUUCGGUCUGCUGCUCCUGCUGCUCUGGGGGACUGCAGCCACCGACCUUCGCCUGGAGAGUGAUCCCAGUGGCCAGGACAGUGUGCAGGAUGCCACAGACCCAGACAGGAGGGGAACUGGCCUCCUGACUUUCCUUGCCUGGUGGCAUGAGUGGGCUUCCCAAGCCAGCUCUGGAGCUGUCGUCGGAGGGGACGCCCGUGAGGUGUCUAAGCGGCAGGAAGGCCCACCCCUGCAGCAGCCCCCACGCCGGGAGAAAAAGCCCUGCAAGAACUUCUUCUGGAAAACCUUCUCCUCCUGCAAGUAACUCCACCCUGUGAAAUGCUACCACGGCUUGAAUAGAGUGCCAAGCGGUGGGCGCUUUCUUCAGUCAGCUUUUCUUCCCGUGCAGUGUGAAAUCAGUAAAUUUCAGUAAUGGCCACAGCCAGCCAUGACCAAGAGUAAUUCAGCUAAGAACUGGAAAUUCAAAGACACAUACUCCUUCCCCGCCCCCCAAAUAAAAAUGGUGGUGAUUCUUGCUGGAGUGUACCCAGCAGAACCAUUGGGCUUCUGUGUCCUUCCUGGUGCUGGGAGGUGAAGGCCUUGUCUCUCAAUUCAAGACAGCUAAAGGCUGUGUGUGUUUGUGUAAGAGAAUGUCUGUAUUAGGUCAGGCUGGCCCCAAACUAUGUGGUCAAGAAUGACCUUGAAAUGAUCCUCCUGCCUCUACUUCUCAAGUGCUGGGAUUAUGCCCAGCUCAACGCUGCACAGUUAAGAGUUCAAAGAAGAAUCUUCAGUUUAUUUUUAGCUUUUGGAGAUAGGGUCUUACAUGUAGCCCAGUUGGUCUUGAACUCACAACCUGUCUUCAUCUCUUAAGUGCUGGCAUUAUAGCCGUGCACCACUAUACCCAGCUGUAUUCCAGUCUUUUUUUAAAUAUGAAUUGUCCAAUUUGAGAAAUUUGUCUCCGGAGCCAGAAACCAUGGUGCAUGCCUGUAAUCCAACACUCACGGAGGCAGAGGCAGGUGAUCUCUGUGAAUUCGAGGCCAGCCUGGUCUACAAAGUAUGUCCAGGACAGCCAAGGCUACAAAAAGAAACAAAACAAAUCUCAGCAGACCUAGGCCCCCUAAAAAUAUGUAGCUGAUGGGCAGCUUGGUCUUCAUGAAUCCCCUAGCCAGUAGAGCCGGGGAUGGGGCUGGGCUGUCUCUGGCAUGGACUCUUUGCCUGCUUGGGGAUUGCUUUCCCUUACCCAGGCUGUCUUGUUUGGCCUCAGUGGAAGAGGAUGCUCUUUGCCCUGAUGGGACUUGUGUUGGUACAGUGGGGGCCAGGGAGGGGGCUUCCCUUUUCUCAGGAAAAGGGGAGGGGGGACGGGAAGAGACGAGGGAGGGAGCUGCAAUCGGUGUAUACAGUGAAUAAAUAAUUUUUAAAACUAAAAAUACAAAAUUUCUCCAGGCUUAGGGUCAGCAGAGUGCUGGCCUAGCAGCCAUGAGGCCCUGAGUUUGAGCCUCAGCACUGUGACCUUCACAAGCAAGUUAGCAACACUGCUCUUGAGCUCUGAUUAUUCCUCAUAUUUUAGCUAAAGCUAAUUUUAAAACUAAUGUUGUGCUAUUAAGCCAGCACCAUGCUGAAAUGCUUAUAAAAGUUAUAUUCAAAUUCCUUAUACAGUAGUUUUAAUUAGUAGUAUUAAUUUGUUGCAGUUAUUUUCCCUGGUCGUAGCUUCAGUUUUACUCGGUGAAGAAUGACAUCUACUGACAAAGUGUUGAACUGGGCAGUGCUCCCGUCUAGCCUGAGGUCCACUCCACUUGCUUUUGGAGUCGGGGAGUCACUGUUUAGCCUUCGCUGGCCUGCAGCUUGGUAUGCAGACCAGGCUGGCUUCCAAUUCACGUUGAUCCAGCUCUCUCUGCCUCUGUGCUGGCACUAGCUGUGAGCCACCAUGCUUGGCCUACCUUGACUUCUAAGGCAGGUACCCCCAAAACCCAGCAUCCGGACUGUCCAGCAAAAUGCUCUAGGCACAAUUGUCACACUAGCUUCUCCAUUCAAUUGCCAGUGAACAACAGGUGAGAGAUAGUUCCAUUUUCUGUUAUAUAACAAGCAACUGCUGAGUCCAUAGCUGAGCAGGAUUUUGGUCUUGUCCAAGAAAGCUAGGGGGAAGUCGCUGUUUCUAAACUUAGCACAUUUUUUGUGGCUUUUGGUUUUUUUGAGAAGGGGUUUCUCUGUGUAGUCCUGGACUCGCUUUGUAGACCAGGCUGGCCUUGAAAUGGCAGAAAUCAGCCUGCCUCUGCUUCCCAGAGUGCUGGGAUUACAGAUGUGUGUGGCCAAGCCCUGCUAAAGUUAGCACAUUUUAAUUCAUAGCACUGAAAUCCUUUCUGGCUAAACGCACUUAACUGUUGAGCCAUAGGCAUUGAGAGAAACACCAAAUGUGAAGGUUCUAGAUGCUAAACUGUUUGUAGUCUCAGUGUGCAGGAGGCAUGAGGACAACUGCAGGCAUCUGGUUCCCUCAUCCACAGUGUUAGUUUUGAGGAUCAAACUCAAGUCAUCAGGCUUGGGAGCAACAGCCUUUACCCACUGAGUCAUCUUACAGGCUAUCAAGAAGGGUGUGGUAGGUGUGUCGGGGAAACCCUGCUGCUCAGGUCUCAGUCCACAAUCCUCCAUGACUGAAGAGCCUGAGCUCGGCACAGAAUGGAGGACUCCCUUUGUCUAUAAGGCUUCCUCUUCUCUGCUGGGGGAUCUUGAAUCCCCACACCCUCUGUCUGAGGAAUGCCAUGUAGUCCUUCGGGAAAUUACAGGUCUGACUCCCUUUCUCCUGAUAAGAACCCGUUCAGCAAGUACCUGGGACUCCUGGAAAGCCUCUCCGUGUACACGGGGCACCUCAGCACCUUAGCCCUUCAACCAGUGACCUUUGCCCACCCUGGCUAUUCCUACCCCCUCCCCAUAGUUCUAUGUAACCCUCGUUCACCUGGAAUAAACUAGAGCUGCCUCCCCGAAGCUGGCCCUGGAAGGUCA
Molecule: messenger RNA, 5226 nt
Organism: Meriones unguiculatus (Mongolian gerbil)
Lineage: Eukaryota; Metazoa; Chordata; Mammalia; Rodentia; Muridae
Gene: Cort
Product: cortistatin
Exons: 2
Coding region: 2216-2557 (113 amino acids)
Biological process (GO): regulation of cell migration
Cellular component (GO): extracellular region
Molecular function (GO): neuropeptide hormone activity
Source: RefSeq, a predicted model, not a curated record